Molecule: messenger RNA, 2304 nt
Organism: Drosophila eugracilis
Lineage: Eukaryota; Metazoa; Arthropoda; Insecta; Diptera; Drosophilidae
Gene: eIF2A
Product: eukaryotic translation initiation factor 2A
Exons: 4
Coding region: 82-1998 (638 amino acids)
Biological process (GO): translational initiation
Cellular component (GO): cytosolic small ribosomal subunit
Molecular function (GO): ribosome binding; mRNA binding; tRNA binding
Source: RefSeq, a predicted model, not a curated record
CAACAACAACAGUAACAGCAAUAGCAACAACAUCGAAGUGCGUGUUCCUCUGUGUGUGUGUGCGUGUGAGAUUGGAAGACAAUGGCUGCAGCUGCGGAUCUGGUUGUUCCUACCCUUGCCAUUCGCUCCAGCGUGGGCGUGGAAUUGUGGUCUUCAGCGGGCUCGAAGCAGCCCUACGAGCACAAGCCCCAUCUGCCCCGCGAGGAGACGAAGAGCUCUCGCUCGAUCUGCUUCAGCUCUGACGGCCGGUACUUCGCCUAUUCCAACGGCCAGGAGGUCAAAGUACUCCAAGCUAGCCAAGAUAGCUCUGCCAGCUGGCCGGUUAAAUGCAUUUUGCCUAGGCCUAAGGCCUUCUACCUUCAAUUCUCGCCACGUGGCAGCUAUUUGUGCACCUGGGAGCUCUAUGCCAUCACCAAGGACCGGCCGGAGGGAUCGCCCAACCUGCUCGUCUACGAGGUGGCCACCGGCGCCGAGGUGUUCGCCAUCGUCCAGAAGAACCAGACAGACUGGCAGCCCUCCUGGUCGGCGGACGAGUCUAUCUUUGCCCUGGUCGUCGGUGGCGAGGCGCUCUUCUAUGACCUCGGUGAGGGAGCAGACAAGGGAUUUGCCUCUACGUCGCGUAAGAUCGGAGGUAGCCGCGGCGGAAUGCUAUCGCUGGGACCCGGGAACUGUCCCCCGUUCCUGGCCUUCUAUACGCCGGGCGCUAAAGGCGCUCCAUCCAUGUGCAAGCUUUAUAAGUACCCUGCACUGGGCCAGAACCAGACCGUAGCUUGCAAGAGUUUCUUCCAGGCGGACCGAGUCGAGAUGCUGUGGAACAAGCGGGGCAGUGGUCUGCUGCUCCUGACCAGCACAGAAGUGGAUAAGAGCGGAGCCUCCUACUACGGCAACCAGGCUGUGCACUUCAUGGCCACCAAGGGCGACACCUGCUCAGUGCCCCUCUCCAAGGAGGGACCGGUUCACUGUGUUAAGUGGAGCCCCAAGGCAACCGAGUUUGUAGUCGUCUACGGUUUUAUGCCCUCCAAGGCGGCACUCUACAACCUCAAGUGCGAUGUGGUGUUCGACUUUGGCGAGGGUCCGCGAAACUGCGCCUACUUCAAUCCGUUUGGCAACCUCAUAGUGCUCGCCGGAUUUGGCAAUCUGCCAGGAGCCGUCGAGGUAUGGGAUGUGUCCAAGCGCGAGAGGAUAGCAAAUCUCAAGUGUGCCGAUACCACGGUUUUUGAGUGGCAUCCCAACGGGGAGUGGUUCGUUACGGCCACCACGGCACCCCGGCUCCGUAUUAGCAAUGGGUUUAAGGUGUAUCACUACUCGGGAGCCCUGCUUCACGAGACCAUGUGGCCUCAGGGCCAGGAAUUGCUGGGCAUCGAAUGGCAGCAGUUUGCGGACAAGACGUUCAGCGAACCCAAGAUCACCAAAGCCAAACACGAGGGCAUCAAGUCCAGUCAGCCAGAAGCCAGCAAGAAGGCCUACACACCGCCCCAUCUGCGGUUGCUGAAGGAGGGCAAGAAUCCGGAAAAGUAUUUGCCCCAGCCAAGUAUUCCAGGACUGGCCCCGGCAGCAGCAGCAGGUGGUGCCAAUGGGAACAAAAGGAAUAACAAGAACAAACAGCGGAGCGCCAGGAAGGAUGUCAACAUCGUGAACGGCGGCGAUGCAGAUUCUUUACCACCCGUGGUGGCCGAAUCAGAUGCCCAGGGUGCUCGUCAGUCGCCCAUUUCUGUGGCUGGAGAGGAGCGGAGGCAGCAGACCACUCCUAGACAAAAGUACCAGCAGGAUAACGCCGCCGAUCAUCAAAAUAAUCAUCAAGGACACGCCCAGGCCAACGGCCAAAACAUCAGCGAAAAGGAACGCAAAAUUCGCAGCGUCGCAAAAAAGCUGUCCGACAUCAAGAAGCUUAAGGCACGUCGCAGCCAGGGCGAGAACCUGGAGCUGAACCAAGUAAACAAGAUUAAGAUGGAAGCACAGUACCUGGACGAGCUCAAGGCUCUCAAGUUGUCUGCCUAGGAGGACGAUUGUAGCGAUUACAACGGCGGCGGCGAGAAGAAAUAAGGAUGCGAGGAGUAAUUGCUCUUGUAAUUGUGAUACACCACCUCUUCUCAGCUCCACUUCAUUUUCACCACCUGUCAGUCCCUUCCUGCUGUUUAACGCUCAUUUGCGGCCCCAUUUGCCGGAAUAAGUUUCUAGUUAAAAACAUUUUUCUACUAUUGUGAUUUCUUAACUAUUUUUGGCAAAGCAAACUGUAACUCCCAUACAAAAGAAAUUUAUGUACCAAAUUGUGCUACCGAGUAAAUAAAGAUGUUUCCACCAAGA